UGUGUUUGAGACAAACCAAGAGUGGGAGUCACAGGGUGAGGAAGACAGAGACGAAGAAGGAAUACAAGAGAGAAGAGAGUCAGAGAUUUUUGUGGGAUCUCUGCUUGACCCACUGUUAUCUCCAAGAUGUUUAAGAAAAAGGACACCAAGGAGAGCGCGCUCAAGGUCUCGGGCAAACUCAGCAAGAACCAGGCCGGCAACUUGGCCUUGCUGAUCGCCCAGAUGCAAAAGAAUGCCGACCAGGUGGAGAAAGACAUCCUCCGGUCUGAGGAGAUGCUGGCUGUGGAUGCGGAGAAUGAGAAGAACGAGCUGCCCUUCGAACAUCAGACUGAGAUAUCAGACAAGCUGGGUGAGGCUGAGGGUCUGCUGAAGGACCUCUUCCUGGACGUUGACAAAGCCAAGAAGCUCCAACACCCACAGGCCAGAGAGAUAGAGAGCGAUGUCAUCCACCUCCAUGAUCGCUGGUUGAAGGACUGCGCCUACUAUCGAGAAAUCUAUGACCAGAUUGAUGACGUGUCACUGAUGCCCAGAAUUGACUGGGCGCCUGUUUUUAACCAAAAACAAAAACAAGUGAAUGCAGAAGAGUAUGGCCCCACAUUGGCAGACCUGGAGAAACAGAUUGCUGCUCACAACAUCCUGCACAAAGAGAUCGAGGCCUACAACUCACAGCUGUGUGUCAGCUCUGCAGGCAGCAAGGAGUCAUAUACAGCCCUGAAGAAACAGUACAACAAUCUACUGGACAACUCCAAGUGGCGUCGCCACUACCUGAACAGCCUGUACGAGUACAUGCAGUCCUGCAAUAAGGAGCUGGCCUUCCUGGCCGAAGAACAAGAGAAGAUCAAAAAGCAGGACUGGAGUGACCGCAUGGUAGACCCACCUGACGUCCGCAGACAGUAUGAGAACUUCAAGAACAACAACCUGCUAUCCCAUGAGAGCGAGGUGAACAAACUCCAGGAGGAAGCAGACAGACUUGUUGAACUGAAACAUCCUGCCAGUACCGCAAUACAGGGUCAGAGAGAUGCUGUACGAAACGAGUGGCAGAAAUUCCUCAACCUCUGCAUUUGUCAGGAGACACACCUGGACAAUGUGGAGGAGUUCAAAAAGUAUCAGCUGGAGACUGAGCAACUGGGAGAGACACUCUCCAAACUCAACAACAGCUUGGACCCCAAAGCCAUCAGCAAAAAGACCAACUCGGAGACGCUGCUGCAGCUCGAGGCAGAGGAAAAGACUGUACAGAACAGUGAACAGCUGCUGGCAGACCUGAGGAGGCGCAGCACCACCAUCGCCCCUCUGAAGCUACGACGCAACACCCCCAACAAGCCCGUGACAGUGGAGUCGCUGUGUGACUGGGAGACAGAUAAGGGUUCUCUGUCCAGAGGGGAGAAGUCCACCCUAAAAUCUAACUCAAACAUUGACAACUGGGACAUUAUCUCCACUGAUGGGGCAACAAAAACCUUCCCAGGAGUCUGCUUCCAGAUCCCUCCACCUGAUCCAGAGGCCAUCAACAAAGUGGACCUGUUGGGUGGUGAACUGGCAGACAUAAAAAAGAAAAGAGCUGCUCUGGUGGCAUCCCUGAAGAAUCACAAGUCAGAUGUCUCCAGGUCCCAACAAUCAGCCCCAGUGUCUUCCGCUGCACCGGAUCCCAAAGUGACAGCCCUGGCUCAACAGCUGGACAAGCUGGACGACAACCUGGCCAGCACUGAGCAAAGCAUGUUGGACCGCCUGCGAACCCCACUGAGCCGCACCGACCCAGCCGGAGAUCUGGCCAACAGGCUGAAAGAGCAAGAGCAAGCUGCCCAGACUCUGAAGGCUCUGGAGCAGCAGAAACUGGCAGCUCAGACCGAACUGCAGCCCCUGCUGGCCAAAGAUCCCAGCAGUACUUCUUCUGCGCUGCCACUCAAACUUAGUGCUGCCAACAACAAGCACGAUGGCAUUGCUGCACUUGCUGACCUCUUCACAAAGAAAGCGAAUGCAUCUCUCAACCUCGAGAGUCAGAUUAAGAAGGUGGAUGGUCUUGUCUCUGGUUUUGAGAAAAGGCUGAGUGAAGACGGACCAAUCCCUGACGUACCAAAUGCAAUUAAAGCUCGCAAUGAGGACAUUCAGUACCAACGAAAAUCUGUGGCAGCGGCUCAGGAUGACAUGAAGAAGCUGAGCCAAGAUCUUGAGACCACGGAGCAGCUGUGCAGCUCUCUGCAGCAGGGAUACCAGGAAUACUGCCCUGACAUCCAACGCCAGAGAAGAGAGGUCAAGCAGCUGCAGACCCGCUACGCAAACGUGGCCAACCAGCUGAAUGAGAGAGAAAACAUCUUGCAAGAAGCUGGAAUCAAGCACCAGGAGUUUCAGAGCACAUGCAAAUCCCUGAAUUCCUUCCUGGAGAACAUGCCGACAAACCAGAUUAAUGACAACGAUGGUCUGUCUCAGGUCACCGCUAAGCAGAGCGCCCAAGAGAGAGUAAUGGAUGACCUGAAGAGGAAGGGAGAUGAUAUGGACAGAGUGACUGACCUGUCUCAAGAUCUACAGAAUCUACUCAAUGAAUAUGAGGCCGGUACUGACAAAUACAACAGUACACUUGAGGAUGCUGGAGCCACUGUUGCAAAGAAACCUUCUUUGCUCUCACUGGCUGAUGCUGUUCAGAAAGAGGAAAAAGAUCUGAUCAACCACUAUGCUGAAGCAACAGCUGAAAACGCACAACGCCAAAAACAGAUGAGCUUGGCUCAGAGUCUCAUGAUACAAAAUGAAGAGAAAGUCCAACUGGUUGCACAGCAACAUGUACAGCUUGAAAACCAACAAAGGAGUAUUUCUGAGUUAAGCAGUCUGUUGAAAGAGCUAGAGGAGGAGAAGGAGAGGACAAGUCAUACUGAGACAGACCUGAGAACCUUUAGAGACAGGAUGAUGUCUUUAAAGAGUCGCAGAGGUGUGGAGCGCAUUGAGGAGAAAGAAGUGCUGCAGUACUACCGCGACCCAAAACUGGAAAAUGAUUUGGCCGGCCUGCAGAACACACUGCACGAGGAGGCCCUAAGACGUAGCACCAUCCAGACUGAGGUUGAAGUGCUAAACAAGAAAAUCACCAUCCUGGAGGACACCCUCAAAAACACUCCACCCAAACUGGUCACUAGAGAGGUGACGGAGUUUGAGAGAGAUCCUCAGCUGGACAUUGAUGCUGCUAGGUUGAGAGAUGAAAUAGGGAGGAUGAGGGAUGAAAUUCGAGUGAAUGAUGGGGAGCAAAUUCAAAUGAAGACAGAAGUCACGAUUCUCCAGCAGAUGAAACCACCCAUCAAAGAGAAAGUGGUUAAGAAAGAAGUGCUGAAAGUAGAACAGGACCCGGAGAUGUUGAGAGCAGUGCGAACAUUUGAGACGGAAAUUUCCGAUGAGAGCAACAAGAGCAAGUUACUCAAUGAUGAAAUCUUCCAGACAAGGAGCCAGAUCAAUGCGCUUGAGAGACUGAUUCCGAACAUCAAGCCUAAGAUCAUCACCAAAGAAGUGAAAAAGAUUGAACAGGACCCUGACCUCAUCAAUGAAUCUAAAAAGAUUCGAACAAAUUUGGAGGAAGAGAGGAUUGAAAACAACUCUUUGUCCAAAGAGCUGAUGCAGCUCCAAAAUCGCUACCAAGAGGUUCAACUGUGGAAGCCAAAAAUCGAAGUGAAGGAAAUUGUUAAUGAGAUCUACCGGAUAGACCCAAACACCGAGGUAGAGAUAAUGCGGCUCAGGAAAGACAUCCAAGACUCCGGCAAGCAGCGCUCUGAUCUGGAGAGGGAAAUCAGUCAAGUUACAUCUCAGCUGAACAUGCUUCGUUCUGAGAAGCCCAAGGUGGAGCUUAAGGAAGUUCUCCAAGAGGUGGUUAAGGAGGAAAGAAGCCCAGAAAACGAAAGGGAGAUUCAGAGGCUAAAUGACCAGGUUAACCAGUUACGCACUGCUUACAACUCCCUCCUGAGCAAUGUGAUAGAACUCAGGAAAGAAAGAGAUGAAUGGAAGGCUGAAAAGUCCAAAAUAGAGACCAAACUCGUCACCAGAGAAGUCAUCAAGUAUGAACCUGAUCCUCUGUUGGAGAAAGAAGCUGACCGCUUGAGAAGGGAUGUGCGAGAGGAGGCAAAAUUGCGACGCACCACUGAAGAGAUGGUGUUUGAUCUGCAAAACAAGUACAUCCUGUUGGAAAGACAAAAGCCUGAGGAGAAAGUGGUUGUGCAGGAGGUUGUCCGUUUACAGAAGGACCCAAGGCAGUUACUUGAGCAUGAGAAGCUAAGCAGGAACCUGGAUGAAGAAAUAAACAACAGACGUCAAACAGAGCUCGAGUUGCAGCAGCUACGAACGAAAGUGGAAGAUAACGAGAGGAUUCUCAGAGAGAGCGAUGAGAGACAAAAGAGGAUUCAAGCCGAGUCUGAAGUCAGAGAAAUUCGACUGCGAAUUACACAGCUGGAAAACGCCCCACCUCCUGUUGAAGAAAGUAUUGUUGUCGAGGAGGUACUGAAGGUUGAAAGAGACCCAAAACUGGAGAGGAUGACAAACGGUCUUCGGUCAGAUAUGGACCAGCAAACCAGUGAUAUCCUGCGUCUCCAGAGGGACAUCCACAAGAUUACUCUAAAGCUUGAGGUCCUGCAGAAGGAGAAGUCUGGUGAGAAGACCGUGUACAAAGAGGUUGUCCGUGUUGAGAAAGACCAGGCUGUUGAAGCAGAGAGGGAUCACCUGAGGGAACAGGUGUCUCAGCAAAAAUUUGUCAGACAGGACCUGGAAGAUGAAAUCAGACGUCUCAAUGUUAAACUCAACAUUCUGAUGAACAAUAAGUCCAGCUCUUCAAAGGAGGAGACUAGCCUCAUUUUGAACAGAGAUGCCUUGCAGAGGGAGAGGGACGACCUCACUCGGGAGCUCAGGACCCUUGAGGCAAAGAAACAGGAGACAAGCAUCUCUUUCCAGCAGCAGAGCAGGCUAAUGAGUGAGAGAACACAAAUGAACAGACAGAGGAGCAUUAAAAUGGAGUCUGACACCCAGCGCCUGGAGAAGGAGAUCCUGGACGAAAAAGACAAGAUCCAUCUACGAGACAGCACCAUCAGGGAGCUUUUGUCGCUCGUGCAGAAAGAGGAGCAAGCAGAGACAAGGACCAAAGAGACCAAUGUCUCCACCAAAAUCACCAUUCUGGAUCCAGAUACAGGCAAAGAUAUGUCUCCAUAUGAUGCCUACCUGCAGGGCCUGAUUGAUCGGCAGCAGUACAUUAAUCUGCAGGAGCUGGAGUGUGACUGGGAGGAAAUUACAUCCAUGGGACCUGAUGGGGAGACAUCUGUACUGCAAGAUCGCAAGAGUGGAAAGCAAUACUCCAUCAAAGAUGCCCUGAAGGAAGGCAGGCUGACAGAGUAUCAGUUACAACAGUACAAACAGGGCAAGAUCCCCAUAUCAGAGUUUGCUUUGCUGGUAGCAGGUGACAAUAAGAAACAAUCUCAGUUUAACUCAGUCAAUCCAAGCUCCACCACAACAGUGAAAUCAGCCCCCUCAGACCUCUCCACUGCUAAAGAGAUCUACCCAGUUGCUGGAAUAAUGGAUACAAACACUGACACCUGCUUUACAAUACGCAGUGCAAGCCUGCGUAAGCUCAUCGACCCCACCACUGCCCAGAAACUUCUGGAGGCUCAGGCAUCAACAGGUGGCAUCAUUGACAUCAACAACAAAGAGAGAUACACAGUUCAUAAGGCAGCAGCCAGAGGCCUCAUUGAGGACAGCCAACUCCAGAGGCUACUCAAUGCACAAAAGGCUUUCUCUGGGGUUGAAGACCCUGUGACCAGAGAGUGUUUGUCUGUGGGAGAAGCUGUUCAGAAAGGCUGGAUGCCCAAAGAAACUGCCAUUCGCUACAUGGAGGCACAGCACCUGACUGGAGGGCUGGUCAAUCCCAAAACCGGCCAGAGAGUAAGCAUUAUGGAUGCCAUUGGGUCCAAAAUGAUCGACAGCACAAUGCUGAGGGAGCUGCAGGCUGAGACAAUGUACAUUAAGGAUAUUAUAGACCCAAUCACAAAGGAGAGAAUCAACUACAAACAAGCUCUGGAUCGCUGUAAGAAAGACCUCAUGUCAGGCUUACCAAUGCUGCCUGCUUCCUCCAGAGAUUCUGGUUACACUCCAUUAUACAACUCUACAACAAGAUAUGCAAAAUUCUAGAUAUGUUUACUGUUGAGUGAUGUGGUAAAAAUGAACCAUUCGAUUACGGGAAAUCCAUAUGAAAUCCAUACAUUAAUUACAAUGCAUAUUUUGACUCAGGAAAAGUGUUUCACUGCAAAGUUGUUUGUCUAGCCAAAAUGAAUGCUGCUGAGUUGCCGUUGUUUACCAAACUUGUGUGAUGUGGGCAAAUGUUGUUUUGAUUUAAUUUAAAUACCAAGGAUAUUAAUACAGUUAACGUUUGAUAUCAUGUUAUUAGGGACACUGGGACAUGGUGCAAUGCUUUAUCAGGAUUGGUUUGAUUCUGUACUUGUGGGCUAUCUAUGACACUGUUCACUUUAAACUCAGUCUUGUUUGAUACUUUAUGAACAUAUCAAUAAAUUUAAAUUAUAAUGGCUAAAAAAGUG
This is a messenger RNA of Scatophagus argus, 6539 nucleotides long. It is a transcript of the gene evpla, whose product is annotated as envoplakin a. Gene Ontology annotation, biological process: wound healing; intermediate filament cytoskeleton organization. NCBI's taxonomy places the organism in Eukaryota, Metazoa, Chordata, Actinopteri, Scatophagidae. The record is from RefSeq and is a predicted model, not a curated record. Gene Ontology annotation, molecular function: cadherin binding; structural molecule activity. Bases 127 to 6135 code for a protein of 2002 amino acids. Gene Ontology annotation, cellular component: membrane; intermediate filament; cytoskeleton. The transcript has 22 exons.